Molecule: messenger RNA, 662 nt
Organism: Oppiella nova
Lineage: Eukaryota; Metazoa; Arthropoda; Arachnida; Sarcoptiformes; Oppiidae
Source: the annotation of a GenBank genome assembly
AUGACUAAAUUAUAUAUUUUAUGUUUUAUUGCCAUAAUUUUGGAUGUGGUGUAUGAGCCCCAUGUGUCGGGCAUCGGUAAUUUGGUGAAAAAGGGUGCCGAUGCCGUGCACAGUGGGGUCAGUAAGAUAGGUGAUACAGUCAUAGAGCAAGGGUUUACCGCAUUUUGUGCCGGUACUGGUGAGUGCGUUAAACAACUCAAACCAUUGGGUUUGGGAUUCACGCACUGCGAUAAGGCACACGCCGAUCAACCAUGGUGCAAAUGUAGCGAUAUUAAGGUGAUCGACAACAGCGACACAUUGCACAACCUUUUAUGCGGUUUGGCCAAAGACAAGGGAAAGGAUUUUUUUGCGCAGGCGAUGGUGUGCUUCAAAAUGCCCGACGCGACCAAAAAGCAGGACUGUAUGGCCGGGUGGUUUCAGCAGAUUGAGAGCUGCAAAGACACCGCUGCUUUGAUGGGCGACGCCGUCAAGGGUUAACCAGUUUUGUGCCGAGGUCUUCACAACUAGUCAUAUAAUUACAUAAUUACUAUUCAGUUUUAUUGUUUUGUUAAAUACUCUUAUGGAUUAUAGUAAAUACUGUUCAAGUAUUCUGUACUAACAAUAUCAAUUAAAUCAAAUGCAAAACACUAAUUAUUAUAUUUAAUUAUUAUUUUAAAUACCGU